Messenger RNA from Quercus lobata, 2824 nucleotides. RefSeq lists its product as uncharacterized. Lineage: Eukaryota; Viridiplantae; Streptophyta; Magnoliopsida; Fagales; Fagaceae. The transcript has 3 exons. The record is from RefSeq and is a predicted model, not a curated record. Bases 1657 to 2676 code for a protein of 339 amino acids.
AUAUGUGGGGAUGAUUUUAAAUAAUCAAAAUUCAGAAUUUCAAAAUCAAUUAAUUAACAUUAGGAGGCAGGGAAUUGAAAGUUAUCUAUUGAAGUGUGGGUCUGUGUCAAAGUUAUCUAUCAAGUGUGAAAGUUAUCUAUUGAAGUGUGAACAUUAGUCUCAAGGAAUUUGGUGGUGGGUUACCCAUGCACUUGGUAUUGUGGUUAUUCAUAUUUAAUAUAUUAUUUUAAUUAUCAUCUUGUUCAAUUAUUUAAAUUGUGUACAAAUUUUAUUAAUAGUAUUGUGAAUUUGUUCAAUGCUAUUGUUUGCAGUUAUGGCCCGUUUGAGUUUAGCCACAAGGAAUAGGAUAAAGAAAAGGAAGUUGGUUUUGGUUGUGAUGUUUUGGUUGGAUAUGUUGCAAAUUGUUAGUAUGUUUUUUCAGUUAUUAUGCUUUAUAGUAGAGGACUGUGUUCGAAAAAGAUCAUUGAAAGCAACAUAUGGUCAUGAUUUUCAUUCAAGGAGAGGGGAAAUUCACCGUUUAUGCUAUGAGAGUGAUGAAACUUGCAUUAACCAACUUAGGAUGAAUAGAAAUGCAUUUACUAGGUUAUGUAAUAUGCUUGAAACAAUAGGUGGCUUAAAAGAUACAAAACACAUGUUAGUAGAUGAACAAGUUGCUAUGUUCCUACAUACACUAGCUCAUCAUGCAAAAAAUCGAGUCAUAAAACACCAUUUUAGGCGCUCAGGAGAGACAGUGAGUAGAUAUUUCAAUGAUGUGUUACAUGCUAUCAUACGUUUACAAGGAGAGCUAUUUAAGAAACCAGAGCCAGUUCCAGAAAAUUCUUCAGAUGAGAGAUGGAAAUGGUUUAAGGUAUCCAACAACGUGAAUUUUCUUUUCAAGUUAUGAAGUAGAAAUAUCGAAUAAAGUGCUGAUUGCAUUUUUUUGUUGUUGUCGUAACUACAGAAUUGUUUAGGUGCAUUAGAUGGAACAUAUAUUAGCGUGAGAGUGCCUUUAGAAGACAAACCUAGGUACCGAAAUCGUAAGGGAGAGAUUGCCACUAAUGUACUAGGAGUUUGCUCACAAGACAUGCAAUUUAUUUAUGUUUUGCCUGGUUGGGAAGGCUCUGCUGCUGAUGGUAGAGUGCUUCGAAAUGCAAUAAGUAGGAGGAAUGGAUUGAGAGUUCCCCAUGGGUAUUACUAUCUUGUUGAUGCUGGCUAUACAAAUGGUAAGGGAUUUCUUGCCCCAUAUAGAGAACAACGAUAUCACUUGAAUGAUUGGAGAGAUGGACAACAACCAAGAACCGCAGAAGAGUUCUUUAAUAUGAAACAUUCUUCAGCUAGGAAUGUUAUAGAGAGAUGUUUUGGACUGCUUAAAAUACGAUGGGCUAUUCUUAGGAGUCCUUCAUUCUUCCCAAUCAAGACACAAAAUCGCAUUAUUAUGGCGUGUUGCCUUCUUCAUAACUUUAUAAGGAGAGUGAUGCCUGUAGACCCAGUAGAAGAGGAAUUGGACAAUGAUGAGCAGUUGGCAGAAGGAAUUAAUGGUGACCCAAUAACACAUAUUGAGACUUCAAAUGAAUGGAGUGCAUGGAGAACCACUUUGGCAAAUGAAAUGUUUAAUACGUGGAGAAAUAGGAGAGAAAUAUAGUUUAAUAAUAUAAUACUUUGAUUUGUGACUUUUUCAUGUAUUUUUUACUUGAGUUAAUAAAUUUUUUUAUUGCAUUGGUGUUAAAUUGUUUAUUAUGUAUGUCUAAACUUUUGCAUAUUAAUUUAUUAUCUUGCCAUUUUAUUGUUAGUAUUUGGAGAGAAAUGGAAACGACUGUACUUGAUUCUCAAGAUCCUUCUAAACGAAAGUGGACUCCUGCUGAAGAUAUAAAGUUAGUGGAGGCUUUGGUAGAAUAUCACCAUGAAAGAGAAGGUAGCCCUGAAAAUAAGUUUAAACCCGGAUAUUUGAAAAUCUUGGAAGGAAAGAUUUCUACCAAAUUACCUAAUGCUGGCUUAAGAGCAAAACCACAUAUUGAGUCAAGAUUGAGGACUUUGAAAAGAGAAUUUCAAGUUAUUCAUGAAAUGUUGACUGGGCCUAACACAAGUGGGUUUGGAUGGGACACUGUGAAGAAGUGUGUUACUGCUGAAAAUGAUGUAUGGGAUGCAUAUGUGCAGAGUCAUAAGGGGGCAAUCGCUUGUAGAAACAAGUCAUUUCCACACUAUGAAGACCUUUGCAUUGUGUAUGCAAAAGACCAUGCUACUGGUAAAGAUGCUCAAGCACCUGCAGAUGUUGUUGAAGAACUAGAAGCAGAGAAAAAUGAUGACAAAUUAGAUGAUAUUCCUGAAGACGUGGACUGCACACAAAUUCCCACCCCUGGCAGUAACGGGGAAGAACAGAAUGCUCGAAAAAAGAAAAGAAAAAUUCAAAGUGGUGAAGAUAAUAUGGUAGAAGCGAUGAAAGAAGUUACAAUUAUUCUUGCUGCCCAGUUAAAGGAUGCAUCAGAUAACCUUAGCAAGGCAGUCAUUGGAGUAGUAGCAGCUGAAAGUAGGUCCAAAAUCAAUGAUGAAUUACUAAAACUACCUGGCCUUACAACGAAGGAGCGUCACAAGGCAACUAAAUUGAUUGCUUGUCAACAUGAACUAAUAGAUGUUUUCUUGAGCAUGCUGGAUGCUGAGAAGGAAGAAUGGGUGAAAGGCCUUAUUAAUGGUGACUUUUGAGUGGCUUACAAAGGUUGGAAAAUUCAAUUUGCAUUUAUGCUUCUUUUUUAUCCCACUUGAACACGGGGCUCCUAAGAAUUUUGGAUGAUUGUGAUGUUUUUUUUUUUUUUAAAUAAAUGGGAUGUUAUGUUAUUGAAAUUUUAUAUAA